Messenger RNA from Anopheles bellator, 1441 nucleotides. RefSeq names its product mpv17-like protein. The transcript is spliced from 7 exons. Gene Ontology annotation, cellular component: cytoplasm; membrane. The record is from RefSeq and is a predicted model, not a curated record. Lineage: Eukaryota; Metazoa; Arthropoda; Insecta; Diptera; Culicidae. Bases 431 to 1156 code for a protein of 241 amino acids.
AAACCGGUCUCGAAUUGCCCGAGCCCCCACGAAAAAUCACAGCAAAACAUUAAAACGCAUGGUGGAAACGUCAAACAACAACGAUGUUUUCGUGACAACGCGAAACGCAAAACGUACUCAAUUCGGUUUUCUUUGCGCAUAAACGGUGUCCACGUUGUCAGCAAAAACCCCCGAAGCGUGAAUCGAUUUCAUGACGAAUGCUAAUUAUAUAUAGUUUGUGGAAUCGAUGGAAAGUGCGUUCUCAGGACAGAAUCUGCUCUAUUCAUUUCGCCAAAGUCUUAAGCCAACAAAAUUGCCACCCUAGCGUUGAUUUGUACCGCUAAAUCGUUAGCCUUGCGGUUGUGUGUAAACGGUGGAAUAUCUGCUAAACGCAGCAGUCACAUUUUUCACAGACGUGACUUGCGCGAGCAGACGCAGGGCAGUGGCAACCAUGGCAACGCUUUUAAAGGCGUUCGGUAGCUUUUUCACAAAGCAUCCUUUGGCGGGAAAUGGUUUGGUGUAUGGAACGCUUUACGUCGGAGCAGAAUUUUCUCAGCAAACGAUAACGAGAAAAAUUUUGACUAAUCCACCCCAAAGCAUUGACAGGCCCACGCUGGGACGGUAUGCCGUGAUGGGCACGUUUGUUUAUGCUCCGAUACUAUACAAUUGGUUUGUGGAAAUAUCACAAAGCUACAAAAUGAUCACAUCUUCAAAUACACAUUCAUUUUUUUCGCGCCUCCAUUAUUUCUGCACACCAAGAAAGGAAAACGAAACCUUUUGUCUCUCGAAGGUAAUUAAUUGCUGCUGUUGCAGCCUCACCACAUGUGCUACGGUAUUGUAUAGGUGGCUUGAUAAAACUUUCCCUGGGACUGCAAAACGAAUUAUAGUAAAAAAGUUACUGUUGGAUCAAUUUUUAUUGACUCCUCCAUUGUUGGUGAUAUUUUUUACUGGCAUGUCGCUAAUGGAACGACAAUCAUCCAUCACCGAAGAGUGCCGGCAAAAGUUUGUUCCGACGUUUGCCCGAUCCUGUCUCUUUUGGAUUCCAGCUCAAACUCUAAAUUUUGUUCUGGUACCGCCAAAGUUUCGAGUAGUGUACGUGGGCUCAUGUGCCUUCGCUUGGGUUAAUAUACUCUGCUGGGUUAAGCGCCAAAAAAUGACUAGCGAUCUGAAAGUUUAAAAAAUCUCUCAGAGCGUCAUUCAGGAGACUUUCACACGUUUCUCACAACGCUAACACUAAAUCAGGCAAGCUUUAGGCUUAGGUAGGGAACAAAUCAUUUAGCUAGAAAAUAAAUAGAAGUAUAAAAAGUAAUCUACAAAAAUACAAUCAAUAGCACACGCAAACGCAUAAUGACACCAAUGUAGUAGUUAAAAAAAAUAAAACGAAGAAGUAAGCAUAGCUAUUUUUAUUACUGUUAACUUUUUACAACAUUGUUUAGCAUCAACUUCGUUGUUAAUACCGAGC